CUUGCCACUAAAAACUAUGUUCAAUUCUUAGAUUGAGUCUGUUUUUAGUCCGGGUGAGGGUUGGCUCGAUUUCACGAAUAAGAGACGGGCGCACGGCCAGUGCCAUACGGCGGGGGAGAUCUCCAAACAUUCCUUUGUGUUACAGUUCGAGCAACUUUUCUGUCCCUCUUCUUCAAAACUGACUAGUACCUAAACCUUCCAUCUCUUACCAGAAAGAAAAGUGAUUCAAUCUAUAAUUCAUGGGGUUCAGAUUCUCAGAUUUGAAUACCAUUUACAAGCCAUACCUCUCAAGAAUUUAUUCAACAACUCAUAAAAAAUCGAUCAUUGCCCAAUCUUUAACUACCCAAUUGCAAGAAAUUAAUCACUCCUCCAAUAAUUAUAAUAUCAUAACAAACCCACCACAUUACAACAAUUUCAAGCGCUGGCAUUUUGGUCAUUCACAUCAUCACCAUCACCAUCACCAUCAUGGCCCACAUAAAGGGUCUAACAAGGAGAGUGAGAACAUAUUUAAGCUGGGACUUGCUGCUGAUAUUGGCUUGACUGCCGGUAAAGCCCUCACAGGUUACUUAUCUGGUAGCACUGCCAUCAUUGCUGAUGCUGCUCAUUCUCUCUCUGACGUGGUUCUCAGCAGUGUUGCUUUACUCUCAUUUAAAGCUGCGAGAGUACCCAGAGAUAAAGAACACCCAUAUGGACAUGGUAAAUUUGAGACACUUGGAGCACUAGGAAUCUCUGGCAUGCUCCUUGUAACUGCAGGAGGUAUUGCAUGGCAUGCUGCUGAUAUUUUGCUGGGUUGGUUUACAGCAGCCCCUGAAGUGGUUAGUCAUUCCUUAACGCAUGAGCAUGGCCAUCAUAAUGGGCAUUCCCAUAAGAUUGAUAUGGAGCACCCACUUUUAGCAUUAAAUAUGGCCAUUCUAUCUAUUGCUGUAAAAGAAGGCCUUUUUUGGAUAACGAAGAGAGCUGGGGAAAAAGAAGGGAGUGGGCUCAUGAAAGCAAAUGCAUGGCAUCACAGGGCUGAUGCUAUCUCUUCUCUAGUUGCUCUUAUUGGGGUAGGAGGAUCCAUUCUUGGUGUAAAGUUUCUUGAUCCGCUUGCUGGAAUAUUUGUAUCAGGCAUGAUUCUAAAAGCAGGUCUCGAUACUGGUUACCAGAGUAUCGUGGAGCUGGUAGAUGCCGCGGUUCCUCAACAGCAAUUGGAUCCUCAUCGAGAAACAAUUCUACAGGUCGAAGGAGUGAAGGGGUGUCACCGCCUGAGGGGAAGGAGGGCUGGCUCAUUUUUGCACCUUGACUCACACAUAGAGGUUGAUCCUUUUACUAGUGUCAGUGCUGCUCACCAUAUUGGUGAAAAUGUUAGGCAUCGAAUUCACGAGUCUCAUCCUGAGGUGGCUGAAGUCUUUAUACACAUAGAUCCUGCUAUUUCUCAAAUUAUACAAGAAAGUGAUUUGAAGGACAACUUGGAUGGAUCAGAUGAGAAUAAAGACAGCAUCCCCUUAAAAGAUAGAGACUUUAAUCAUAUCAUCUCUGGUAUAUUCUCAUCACUGUUUUCAAAGAAAAUGAAGGUAGAACACAUAACGCCUCACUUGUUACAAAAUAAGAUUAUGCUCGAUGUUGAGGUCUCCUUGCCACCUGACAUCAUGAUCAGAGAUGCAAUGCUGAUGGCAGAAGAGCUGAAGAAGGAGAUCCUUGGAACAGUCUCUGAUGUCAUUCAAGUUCAUGUUCAGCUACGACUGUCGCCACCUAACCAUACAACUCCGUCAUAAAUUGUCCCUCCGCCUGCUUGAUGUAGAUAGGUAUAUAAACAUAUAUCACUAGUAAAUGUCUUGGAGGAUUUGAAGACAGGUGAGAGGAAUAAGGCAGGGAUAUAUCAAUACUCACCAUAGCAUCUUUACCAGGAAAAGAUAGGUCAAUGGUUACAUCAAUGUUAAUUUAUUUCUCUGGAUCGCAUCCAAUAAUGUGAUUCUUGUUUGUAAGAUGCACCUUUUUUGGAGGUAUAAAUAUUGCAUCUUUUAGGACAUACAAGUGACGAUGAGGUGUGACUGAUGUAUCUACUCUUGUCAAAGACAUAAAUUUGUUGCUAGAGCGGUUCUGGCGUAUUGUAGGCGUGUUUUUUUUU
Molecule: messenger RNA, 2107 nt
Organism: Beta vulgaris subsp. vulgaris (sugar beet)
Lineage: Eukaryota; Viridiplantae; Streptophyta; Magnoliopsida; Caryophyllales; Amaranthaceae
Product: metal tolerance protein 2
Exons: 12
Coding region: 240-1754 (504 amino acids)
Biological process (GO): monoatomic cation transport; transmembrane transport
Cellular component (GO): membrane
Molecular function (GO): monoatomic cation transmembrane transporter activity
Source: RefSeq, a predicted model, not a curated record